AUGGAGACCCGUGCAAAUCGACAAUCGUCUCUCCCUCAGUCCAGUGCCCGCCGGCUCGCUCGGAAGCGCAAGCGAUACGUGUUUCAAGCCUGCGAGCGGUGUAAACAGCAAAAGAUUCGAUGCAAUGGCAAGAAACCGUGCGAUAGAUGCGAAAAAAGGCGACCGGAAGAAUGUGUCUAUAAAUUGCGGGACUCUCUUAUAACGGAAUUAAACAACGUUGGUGCUGUUUAUACCAACAAUGGCGAAGUAGAGAUUCCGGCCGGGGCAUCCAGUCACAGGGAACCUCCUCCUACUUGGGAUGCUGCCUCGGCUUUGGAUUUAGCAAAGAUAAUUCAAGCUCAGUCAGAAAAACUCGAUUUGCUCCUCCAGAGGACCGAGGGCAACAGCAAUGGACUCAAUAAGAGACUCGCCGGAGAGCCUGAGGAGCAUAUCCCUAUUAACGCUGAACAAUACUCCGCGGCCAUGUCUUACAAGCACGUACUUCCAUUUUUCCGUGGUCCUUCCGGCAUGACCUUUUAUAUGUCUGCAGUAGGGAUGAUAGGCAGCGGAAUAGACAGCACGGACCGAGAGACAUAUUCGACACUGGAUGGAGAGAUUAUUGUCGAAAGUAGUUGCGAAAAUAUCCAGAACGAUUCAUAUGAUCGGGACAUUGAUGAUUUCUCGAUACCAGCGACGGCAAAGCCCCUACAUGGAUUGCCCUUCAGCACAUUGGAGGAGAUAGAUGGAGAAAUGGCGGUCCAUCUUGUACACCUUUACGACACUUUCGUGGGCGUAACGCAUCCUAUCCUACCAAUUGGUGUUUUGAUGCGGCAUGUGAGGAAACUCUACCCUGCUCUGGCAGCAGAAUCGCAUUCAUCCGUUCAAGAUAUCUUGGCGGCUCAAAUGGGUCGCAGUGACCUCAACAUCAUCAAGAUGGUGUUUGGUAUUGCCUUGGUUAUACAAGACAGUAGUCAUGAGGCCGCAGCCGCAAAGUUCCAUGCAAGCAUACAACGCGAUGUAGACAACACAAUAUGGGCGGCCACUGCAGAAAUUGGCGACUUACAAGUACUGAUAUUAGUUAGUAUAUAUCAUUCAAUCAAGGGCAACUCGAGACUUGCUUGGCGUAUUGUUGGCAAUCUCACUCGUCUGAUCCUGGAAUUUGGGCUGCAUAAAGGCAAAGUGCUUAUGAGCAUGUUUAAGGAGCCAAGUUCGUAUAAACUGGCAGUAAACAUGUUCUGGACGGCCUUUGUUCUCGAUUGCCAGCUCAGCUAUUCCUUGGGGCUACCGAGACAUAUUCAAGAUAAAGAUAUUGACAAUAGCAUUCCGUUGCCGGGCGAUUCCCCUUAUUUACUAGCCAUGAUCGAUUACUGUCGUCUAGGUUCUAGAAUCUGCGAAUCCAUCUCCAAUGUCUUUGGCGGCUCAUCUCAUUACGCGCAAGAAUGGCGAGAAUCAUUCGAUUUCUUUCAAGAUCAUCUCAGCCAAUGGCAAGAGAAACAUGUUCCAAAAGUACUGGAUCCUAAUAUCGAGGAACCCGAUGCUAAAAAGAUCCGUCAUUUCCAAACACUGCUCUACUUGAGGGCCAAUCAGCUACGCCUCGUACUAAUUCGUCCGGCACUUUACUCGUUCCAACUGCAAGAGGCUACCAACUCGGACCUGUGGGCGACAACUGUCAACAUCGCCUGCGACAGUUUUCAGAUCUUGCUGGACUUGUUUGGCGGGACCGACAUAUACAAAAUGCAGCAAACGCAGUACAACUACUUCCUCAUCACGGCGCUUGGGGCCGUGUUGGGCGUCUUGGCUCAAGAGAAAUCAGCUCUCAAUGCGGGCAAGGUUGAUGGUGCUACCCUCGCCAAGGCCCGUGAAUUCGUUACGGCCUCAUUGGAUCUCCUCAAGUUGACCGCUAUAUCUUCAAAGACAUCAGAGCAUCAAUAUGCAAAGGUCAUGUCCCUCUGUCGUCGACUUGGCCUCCUGACGCCUUCCGGUACUCCCAAUCCGCUCUUAGACAGCUUUGACGUUGGCUUAUUUCAGGAAAUCAAUGGCGAUGCUGAUUUUUCUCAUUUUCUGUUACCAGAAUAUCAGCUGGGGCCCAUGUGGGCUGAUCUAGAUUUUGCUUAG
Trichoderma aggressivum f. europaeum is the source of this 2094-nucleotide messenger RNA. RefSeq names its product transcriptional regulator family: Fungal Specific TF. The transcript has 4 exons. The coding region runs from base 1 to 2094 and encodes 697 amino acids. Lineage: Eukaryota; Fungi; Ascomycota; Sordariomycetes; Hypocreales; Hypocreaceae. The record is from RefSeq and is a predicted model, not a curated record. Gene Ontology annotation, molecular function: DNA-binding transcription factor activity, RNA polymerase II-specific; zinc ion binding; DNA binding. Gene Ontology annotation, biological process: DNA-templated transcription; regulation of DNA-templated transcription.